AUGUUAUCGAAACGUGUAGUUUUUUCAUAUGUGAUCGUUUUGGCUGUUGGAGCAUCCUACGGACAAGCACAGGAUGCAAGCAUUGCACUGCCUCAGGGAACAGUUGUUGGGCUCAAAGUGUUUCCCGAGACUUCUCGCAUUCCAAUUUACACCUAUCUUGGUAUACCGUACGCACAACCUCCAAUUAACGAGCUUCGCUUCGCAGCACCUCUACCAAGCGUUGGAUGGAAUAAAACUCUAUAUGCGCGAGACUUUAAACCGAUUUGUCCACAACUCGAAAAUAGCAGUUAUGAAGACAUUGGAAAUCAGCAUCAGUUUCGAGCCCGAGAGACCAGCGAAGAUUGCCUGUAUUUGAACAUCUGGAUUCCAGAAACUGCGCUUCAAUAUGGAGGAUUCCCUGUGCUAGUGAUGAUUACCGGUGAGGAAAUGGCAUUUGACUGGAAUAAAAAUCGUGCCAGUGGUUUGGAUCUUGCCUCAGACGGCAUAAUUGUAGUGACUGUUCAAUAUAGAACCAAUGUGUUUGGAUGGCUCUCGCUGGAACAGGAGUACGCCCCUGGAAACUUGGGACUAUGGGAUCAGCAGCUAGCACUUGUUUGGAUAAAGGAUAACAUACAGAAGUUUGGAGGUGAUGCGACUCGUGUGACUUUACUCGGUCAUGGAACCACUGGAGGACCUAAUGUUAUGACCCAUAUGGUGAGCCCGCGAGCCCGAGGUCUUUUUGCGCGAGCAGUUAUUAUGUCAGGGACGAUUUUUUCGUCAUACUCUUCGUUCAUCACCGAUAACCUUCUCUCACAAGAAAUCGUCAAAAUUCUGGCCUGCAACUAUGACGUUGGAAGAAACAUACUUAAAUGUCUUCAGCAAAAAAGUAUACAUGAUCUUUUACGCGCAUAUGAGUACGUUUAUAAGAAUGGGAACUAUACCGUAAACCUCGGUCCAAUGGUGGACAAUUAUCUGCCUUCCGGUAGCCGGUACGUACCCGCUGAUCCCCAGAUACUGUUUGAAACCACAUCGCAUGAUAUGCCGGUUAUGUUCGGUAUCACUAGUAACGAAGGAGCAUUUUUGUUCAGCAAAUGGGUUGAGCUGGCGCGUCAAAGCUACGAAUCAUUGAAAAAUUACAUCAACGACACGCUGCUGCCUAACAUUAUUGAACAGUACCACUUCGAUGGAGUCGCACAAGACCAGAUAAAAGAAAUUAUAAACUGGAAGUUUUUCGAUCAAGUACCACAAUCAAAAGCCCAUCUUCUUCACGCCCUUAUAAGGGUUGUCUCUGAGACGCGCUAUGAAGUGCCGUUCUAUAAAACGUUACGUGUUCUUGGCAAGCCUAAGCAACUACCAGGCCAUGUUUCUAUGGAAUCAGUAAAGGACGAUUUUAGAAACACUACACAAGAUCUUAAAACUCGUUCAAUCCUUCCACCACUCUACGCAUAUCUGUUUCACCAUCCGAAUGCGAUGGAUAUGAGGGGCCAAAUUAACUUCUUUGGAGGCGCAUCGCACUCCUCUGAUUUACCAUUUUUGAUGGGACCAAGUCUUUAUCGCGAGAUUGGAAGAAGGCGAUUGACGCAGGUGGAGGAUAAGCUGUGUAAAAAGUUUCGAGUAUUGUCAACAGAGUUUAUCAAAGGAGGCGAUCCAACACCAGGACAUCAAUAUAACUUAUGGACGCCGUACAACGAUGAACUGAAAUAUAUCAAAUUAAUCUCAUCGAAAUCGGAUCCAUUGCAUGGCAGCGAUCAUGCUUCAUUGGAAAGUACAUUUUUUGAAAAUCUGCAAGAAAUCGAAGAGAAGCUCUUAUCCAGCGGUGAUCCAGUCAACACACCAACGAAUAAAUUGAACACAGCAUCUAAUCCGUACAAUCUAAAUCCAAACAUAGAAAUCGAAGAGGUGACGUUACGUACUCCAACCAGUACCUUGAUAUUGAGUAAUGUACAAAAGUCAGAAUACUUCUUCUAUCUACGAAAAAUCAACAGUUUUUGGGAAGAAUUUCUUCCUAAGUUAAGCCGAAUCGUAAACGAAACUAACCAAGAGAAGUUGCGUAACCGUCGAAUCGACUUAACAUUGGAGGAGGAACAUGAUCUUUUCCGGGAGUCUGCAGCCGCAUCCAAGUAUAAACAUGCCUUUUUUUCUAUGCUCACGUUGGUUUGUAUGCUGCUGGCAGUGUUAUGCUUAUGUGUGUAUAUUUUAAAAAAGAACAGCAAUACAAACUUUUCGAGCAUAUUAUGA
This is a messenger RNA of Anopheles coustani, 2217 nucleotides long. Its product is annotated as carboxylesterase 5A. The record is from RefSeq and is a predicted model, not a curated record. Gene Ontology annotation, molecular function: signaling receptor activity; neurexin family protein binding. The transcript is spliced from 4 exons. Bases 1 to 2217 code for a protein of 738 amino acids. Lineage: Eukaryota; Metazoa; Arthropoda; Insecta; Diptera; Culicidae. Gene Ontology annotation, cellular component: postsynaptic membrane; cell surface; synapse. Gene Ontology annotation, biological process: synaptic vesicle endocytosis; presynaptic membrane assembly; chemical synaptic transmission.